UCAUAGCUAUGAUAAUUCUUUAUUUAUAAUCCCCUAAUUGCUAGUAAACUUGCUGACUUGAAAUAUGAGCAAUAAAUUAAUUAUUUGUCACGCAUGUCUGAGCACAGAUCGUACCCUGUUCCCGAUAAAAGAAUUACAAGAUUUACUAAUAAAUGUGAACUUGUUUGACUUGAAUCUGAGUAAUGAAGCGGGCGUAUGCUGGGAAUGUAAAAGAAUUUUCAUAAAGUUUUCUACGUUCAAGAAACAAAUAGAAUUAGCUCAAGAAUCUUUACAUCAAGUGAAACAGCUCCAAGUUCUGCAAUGUCUGAGUUCAUUAUCAUGUGCGGUUUCUACUACACCCAAUUUCUCUGUCUUACAUAAUGAACUAGCUAAUGCUGAUACCAUAGACAACCAGCCUAAAGAAAUAAAACAAGAAACUAAUAAUGCAGACGAUGUUUCUGAUCACAAUGAUGAUGAGAAACAUUCACUUGAAUGUGAAGCCGAAACAGAAAUAGAAAUUAAAAAAGAAGUAAUACACAGACCAAAGAAAGCAACACAUACAGAAAAACAAAAGAAAGAAACACAUGUAGAAACAAGAAAAGAUAGUAAAAGAAUUAGUAAAAAAGUUAAAAACUUAUCUAAUAAAAAGAAAGUAAAUAAAUUAACUGUCAAGAAGAAAAAGAAAAUGAAAGCAGUAGAUGAUAAAGUAGAUUUUGAUGAUAUUAAAGAUAAGUUCACAGAAGUAGAGUUUACAGAAGAACAGAUGGUAAAAAGCAGAGAAGAGAAAAGAAGUCACCCAAACUUUAAGAAAUUACCAUACAACUGUGAUAUGUGUGUGCUCGGGUUUACGAGAAAGGAAAAUCAUGAAAUGCAUAUGGAAAAGAGGCAUAAUGCGAGUAUUGGUCGACACAUCUGCCCAGUAUGCCAAGUAUGCUUCGCCAGCGCUGCAACUCUGAUCAAACAUGUUCGGAAACACUACCACUGCUACCGCUGCAAACUGUGUUCAUAUGAGACUACAGAGCUGUGGUCAGCACUUAGCCAUGGACAAGUGAAGCAUAGUGGGGAUGCAGAGGGCAGGAUACAUUGCAAGAAGUGUAGCCAUGUUGCCAAGACCCCCGAAGAGCUGGAAAAGCACAUGAAGUCCCAACAUUAUCUUGUUUGCAAAGAGUGCGGCGAAAAGUUUAAAGGCUCCCACACGCUCAAAACACAUAAACGCCGCAUCCACGCCACCGUCCGCGAGCAUAAAUGCGAGGCGUGUCCUCGAGCGUUCCGCUCUCGCGGCCGCCUGGAGGCGCACAUGGCCGCACACGGGCCCGCCGCCGCCGCCCGUGUGGCCUAUUGCGCGGUGUGUCACAUCCAGUACAAGAACGUAUAUGUGUAUAGGAACCAUUUGGUGAACAGCAAGAAUCAUAGUGAAAUGCGGUAUCACUGCGAAGAGUGCGGCAAGACUUUUGCGUCAAAAGUGUAUUACAAAAGGCACUAUACAUUCUAUCACCAGAAGGAGUCUAACCACAAAUGCGAGCUUUGCGACCGGUUGUUCAUAUCGGACUUCAGAUUGCGUCACCACCGGCAGACGCGGCACGGCGCCGAGCGGCUCCGGAACCACGCGUGCGACCAGUGCGCCAAGAAGUUCUACACGGCAACAACUCUGCGCGCGCAUAUACUCACACACUCGUCCGCGCGUACGUUCAUGUGUGCGCACUGUGGAGACACGUUCAAGCAGCGCCCGGCGCUCUACACACACACGAGACUCGUGCACCAGGGGCUUAAGAAACAUGCCACUUAGUAUAUGUACUAUGUUUAUACAGGGUGAAAUAAAAAGUACCGUUCGUUUUUGAUGUUAUGAUGAAUAACUUUUAUUAAAGGACCAAUGCUGAAAAA
Leguminivora glycinivorella is the source of this 1860-nucleotide messenger RNA. RefSeq names its product zinc finger protein 58-like. The coding region runs from base 65 to 1765 and encodes 566 amino acids. The record is from RefSeq and is a predicted model, not a curated record. NCBI's taxonomy places the organism in Eukaryota, Metazoa, Arthropoda, Insecta, Lepidoptera, Tortricidae. Gene Ontology annotation, biological process: regulation of transcription by RNA polymerase II. The transcript has 9 exons. Gene Ontology annotation, cellular component: nucleus. Gene Ontology annotation, molecular function: DNA-binding transcription activator activity, RNA polymerase II-specific; RNA polymerase II cis-regulatory region sequence-specific DNA binding; zinc ion binding.